AUGGACGGAAGCGUGAACGGCUCCAAAACAUAUUCGUUCGUGCCCCUCUCCGGAGUCAACUCGAAGAAGCGCCCACGCCGACGUUUUGAUGAGAUUGAGCGCCUCUAUGUCUGCAACUGGGGAGAUUGUGAGAAGGCCUAUGGCACCCUCAAUCAUUUGAACGCACAUGUAAACAUGCAGAAGCAUGGUCCUAAGCGUUUGCCAGCAGAAUUCAAAGAGAUGCGAAAGGAAUGGCGAAAACAUAAGCGUGCUCAAGAGGAGGCUGCGAAACAGGCAGCUGCAUAUCAUCAACAGCAGAGUCAAGCCCAACAAGUUCAGUUGCAACAACAAGCUUCGCUAUGUGAUCCAGUUCUGGCAGCACAUAUGCACUCUGUACAUCAUCCCUUGGCAAUGCAUGCAAUGUCCCAUCAUCAACCUCACCAGCUUCCUCAUCCUCACGCACAUCCAAAUCAACAUCACCCACACUCUCAAUCCCAACACCAUCAUCCUAUGGGAUUCUAA
Molecule: messenger RNA, 501 nt
Organism: Lobosporangium transversale
Lineage: Eukaryota; Fungi; Mortierellomycota; Mortierellomycetes; Mortierellales; Mortierellaceae
Exons: 2
Coding region: 1-501 (166 amino acids)
Biological process (GO): regulation of DNA-templated transcription
Source: RefSeq, a predicted model, not a curated record